AUGUAGUGUCCAGAUACCGAGAGAAAGGAACAUACCAUUCUGCAUAUUCUCAGCUGGGUUUGAGUAUUUCGCUCGUAACUAGUUCUGAAAGUGCCUUUUGGAUUAAGACGUAGCAAAGCUGUCUCUCUUUCAGACAAUGGGAACCAAGGUCAUGAUACCACUGUGCUCGGAUUUCGGGGAGAAGCACGGCAGCAUAUGUAUUUUCGGAACAGGGGAUUUUGGACGAUCGCUUGGAUCCAAAUUGAUGCAAAAUGGAUAUUCAGUGGUAUUUGGAAGUCGUCAUCCGGGUGAAACCAGCUUGUUGCCCAGAGGGGCUGAGGUGCUGAGUCACGCAGAAGCGGUACAGAAUUGCUCCAUUAUCAUUGUGGCGGUGCAAAGGGACCAUUACGAUUUUCUGAAGAACCUCAAAGAAGCCCUGGAGGGUAAAAUACUGGUGGACGUCAGCAAUAACCUUACAAUAAACCAAUACCCUGACUCCAAUGCCGAGUACCUCGCCCAGAUCGUACCCAGAGCCACAGUUGUCAAAGCAUUUAAUACAGUCUCUGCAUGGGCUCUGCAGUCGGGGAGUCUGGAUGCCAGCAGACAGGUCUUUGUAUGUUCGAAUGACAGUCAAGCCAAACAACAGAUAAUGGACAUCAUCCGGGCCAUUGGGUUGACGCCACAAGACAAGGGAUCUUUAGGAAUGGCCAAGGAGAUAGAGGACUAUCCGCUGCAGCUCUUCCCAAUGUGGAGACUUCCCAUGUGCACCUGUGCAGGACUGACCGUGCUGGUGUUCCUGUAUUGUGUAAUCCAAGACAUCAUCUACAACGCAGAAAAAAACAUUGAUGUCUCCUAUCUUCUGAUGAUCACCAUUCCCAACAGGAUCUUCCCUGUCGUCUCCUUGAUGUUGUUGGCUUUGUGUUAUCUUCCCGGUGCCUUUGCCGCCAUCAUUCAACUCUAUAGAGGCACCAAGUACAGCCGAUUCCCCAACUGGUUGGAUCGGUGGAUGUUAUGUAGAAAGCAGUUGGGGCUGGUGGCGUUGUCCUAUGCUUUCCUCCAUGCCAUUUAUACUCUUGUUAUUCCGAUUCGAUACAGUGCACGGCACAGGACAGAGACAUUUAUUAUCAAUCAAGUAAUGUUGAAUAAAACCAGAGCUUUCGAGAAACCCCUGACCUGGAGAAGUGACACCUAUUUAGCACUAGGAAUCCUGGGAUUUUUCUUCUACAUUGUCCUGGGAAUAACCUCUCUACCCUCUGUCAGCAAUGCCGUCAACUGGAGAGAGUUCAGGUUUGUCCAGUCAAAACUGGGAUAUCUGACUCUGCUGCUGUGCACAGGACAUGCGAUGGUCUUUGGCUGGAAUAGAUUCCUCCUACUUGAUAGAUACAGAUGGUAUAUGCCCCCCGUGUACACACUUUCCCUGGUCAUUCCAUGCGUGGUUCUCAUCCUGAAGCUCGUCCUAAUAAUCCCAUGCAUCGACACCAGGAUUACCAAAAUACGUCAAGGGUGGGAAAGAUCUCCAAGCAAGAAAGCAGAAACAAAGUUAAAAACCUGCAGUCUAUAGUGUUAUAGUCACACACGGACUGAAUGAGCCAUAUAAAAACCAUUCUAUAUCCACACCACUAGGGGGAGCUCAGCGCAGACAGAUGUAUACACAGCCUAUUGAACUCAAUGGUAUAUGCACCUGGUAGCAGCAGAAGGCAGAUAUGCAUGUAUCUUAUGAUUCUAUGGCUGUGUGAAGGGAAGCAGGGGAUUUGAGCUCUGAUCAUUAUACAGAUAUAUUAUAGCAUUAACUGUCACAGACGUUUGGCUGCAUUCA
Molecule: messenger RNA, 1795 nt
Organism: Hyla sarda
Lineage: Eukaryota; Metazoa; Chordata; Amphibia; Anura; Hylidae
Product: metalloreductase STEAP4-like
Exons: 5
Coding region: 137-1540 (467 amino acids)
Biological process (GO): copper ion import
Cellular component (GO): plasma membrane; endosome
Molecular function (GO): ferric-chelate reductase (NADPH) activity; cupric reductase (NADH) activity
Source: RefSeq, a predicted model, not a curated record